AUGGUGGAAGCAGAUCGACCUGGGAAACUGUUCAUAGGAGGCCUCAAUAUAGAGACCAAUGAAAAGACUCUGGAAGCAGUAUUUGGGAAAUAUGGCCGUAUAGCAGAAGUUCUUUUGAUGAAGGAUUGGGAAACCAACAAGUCUAGAGGCUUUGCAUUUAUUACUUUUGAGAGCCCUGCUGAUGCUAAGGAUGCUGCUAAAGAAAUGAAUGGAAAGUCUUUGGAUGGAAAAGCAAUUAAAGUAGAGCAAGCCAACAAACCAUCUUUUGAAAGUGGUGGUAGACAGAGACCACCACCUCCUUCAAGAAACAGAGGCCCUCCAAGAAAUCUGAGAUGUGGAAGAGGAGGAAGUGGAGGAUCAAGAGGGCGUCCACGUGGAGGACACAUGGAUGAUGAUGAAUAUACUGUUAAUCUCAGCAUGAGUUCUUCUAAGGGACUCUUUCCAGUGAAAAGAGGUCCAUCUUCAAGAAGUGGAGGUCCUCCUCCUAAAAGAUCUUCUGCUCCGGCAAAAACCAAUAGUGGUAUGGGAGGACGAGGGCCUGUCUCACGUGGGAGAGAGAAUUAUGGAGGUGCUCCACGCAGAGAAUCAGUGUCUUCCCGGAGAGAUGACUACAUGUCACCAAGAGAUGAUGGUUAUGCAGUAAAAGAAAGUUACUCAAAUAGAAAUUAUCCAAGUUCUCGAGACACCAAGGAUUAUGCUCCACCACCUAGAGAGUAUGCAUACCGUGAUUAUGGCCAUUCUAGUUCAAGGAGGGAACAUUCUACUAGAGGAUAUAGUAAUCGUGAUGGCUACAGUCGAGGCCGUGAUAGGGAUUACUCUGAACGUUCAAGUGGAGGCUCUUAUGCAUAUGAGAGUUAUGGUAACUCCCGUGGUGCACCACCUGCAUGUGGACCUCCUGUGACUUAUGGUGGAAGCAGUCGUUACGAUGCUUAUAGCAGCACACGAGAUAGAUGUAGUGGAGGUCAUGGUGGAAAUCGGGAGAGUUACUCAAGCAGCAGAAGUGAUGUCUAUUCCAGUGGUCGUAAGCGUGGUGGCAGACAGGAAAGAGGGCUUCCAUCUUCUGUGGAUAGGGUGUACCCUACUUCUCACGAGUCUUAUAGUAGCUCAAGUUGUGGAGCUUCCAGAGUAAGUCGUGGGGGAAGCCGAUCUGAACGAGGAGUCCGAAACAGAUACUAA
Messenger RNA from Nycticebus coucang (slow loris), 1176 nucleotides. RefSeq names its product RNA-binding motif protein, X chromosome-like. The transcript is spliced from 9 exons. Gene Ontology annotation, molecular function: RNA binding. The record is from RefSeq and is a predicted model, not a curated record. Bases 1 to 1176 code for a protein of 391 amino acids. Gene Ontology annotation, biological process: positive regulation of mRNA splicing, via spliceosome. Lineage: Eukaryota; Metazoa; Chordata; Mammalia; Primates; Lorisidae. Gene Ontology annotation, cellular component: spliceosomal complex.